Magnolia sinica is the source of this 1756-nucleotide messenger RNA. Its product is annotated as beta-1,6-galactosyltransferase GALT29A-like. The transcript has 3 exons. Gene Ontology annotation, molecular function: sialyltransferase activity. The coding region runs from base 358 to 1521 and encodes 387 amino acids. The record is from RefSeq and is a predicted model, not a curated record. NCBI's taxonomy places the organism in Eukaryota, Viridiplantae, Streptophyta, Magnoliopsida, Magnoliales, Magnoliaceae.
AGCAGCGAGAGAGAGAGAGAGAGAGGAAAACAGCUCCAAAAAUAGCUUUUUGAGAGAGAGAGAGAGAGAGAGAGAGGAAAACAGCUCCAAAAAAAGAGGUUUUGGAGGGAUUUGAAAGCUUCUUCAACGGCGGGCGAAUUUCUCAUAAUGGCGAGAUUUCCACUCCAAGAUCUAUGGUUUAUUCUCCGUAAUCGAAAAUGGAGUUUUAUUGCUACCAUUUAUUUGGUGGAUUUCUGGUAGCUUCUCUUUAAAAAUGGUGAAAAUCUUGCUUCAAAAUCUACAGUCAAGAUUCAUUGCUCUGUUCUACAAAUUGUAGUGAAGAUACUUUCGACAUUCUGACGGUUCCUUCCCGCUCCGAUGAAAAGGCCUAUUCGCUCUCUAUUCAGCCUUGUUCUUUUGAUUGCGGUCGGCACUGCACUAAGCUACAGAUCAGCAGUUCGCCACAGUUACUUUUCACGCCCUCUUGAAAACAUCACGACAAUUGGCCCACCCAUUGUAUUUAACUCGACUCUGCUUAAGUUUGCUGGAAUUGAUAUCGGAGAGGCAAAAACCCGUCAGGAUAUUGAUCAGUUACUUGACGGGGAUUUUGGUCACCAUGGGCAUUACCGUUCAAUGUCGUCUUGGCGGCGAUACAACCAUUUAGAUGAACAUCCAAGAUCUUCUGGCAGACUUCCUGCAUAUCUUCGUUCUCCAAAGUACAAUACACUCUGGCCAGAAUUCCGUAAACUCCUUCGUACUUGGUUCCGGAACAAAAGAUUCGAACCUGAUAUCAUGAAGGACUUGAUACAUGUAAUUAAGCGUCCGCUUGAUGAGCAUUAUGGGUUUGUGGAUCAUGGCCGUUUCUAUGCGUCUUGUGCCGUCAUUGGCAAUAGUGGGAUUCUUUUGAAGAGUGAGUAUGGUGAUUUGAUUGACAGCCAUGAGAUUGUGAUUCGAUUGAAUAAUGCUCGAACUGAUGGGUUCCAACAACACGUGGGUUCAAAAACCAACAUCUCGUUUGUAAACAGUAACAUCCUGCACCUAUGCUCACGCCGAAAAGGCUGCUUCUGCCAUCCGUAUGGCGAGAAUAUCGCGAUUGUUAUGUACAUUUGCCAAGCAGUGCACUUGAUGGACUACAUGCUGUGUAGUGCAUCACACAAGGCUCCUUUGCUCAUUACGGAUGCUCGCUUUGAUGUCUUGUGCACAAGGAUCGUGAAGUAUUACUCUUUGAAACGGUUUGUGGAGGAGACGAGAAAGGGCCCAAAAGAAUGGGGUGCAGCCCAUGAUGGUAGUUUGUUUCAUUACUCUUCGGGGAUGCAGGCUGUGAUGCUUGCGUUGGGAAUUUGUGAAAGGGUGAGUGUAUUUGGAUUUGGAAAAUCGACAGCAGCGAAACAUCAUUACCAUACUAACCAGAAGGCGGAGCUUCAUUUGCAUGAUUAUGAAGCAGAGUAUGAUUUUUACCGUGAUUUGGUUCAGAGACCGCAGGCAAUACCAUUCCUCAAGGACUCUCACCUCAAGGUUCCUCCUGUUGUGUUCUAUCAUUGAAGUAGCUUUGACCAAAUGUCUUGUUCCCAUGUUCAUGCAACCAUGUUCUCAUUGUAAUUUCCCACGAUGGAAGGAAAUCAUCCUGUGCUAAUCAAUUAGAAUUCAGGGUUCUUGUCAUUGUAAAAUUGGAAUCUUCAAAUGCAAUAUCAAAUUUUGGAUGCGGAUGCUUUGUUGUAAUUGUGACUUCCCUGAAAAGAAAGGAAAGUUUUUGAAGGAACCUCUAGGAAGAAACUCA